Molecule: messenger RNA, 1543 nt
Organism: Arabidopsis lyrata subsp. lyrata
Lineage: Eukaryota; Viridiplantae; Streptophyta; Magnoliopsida; Brassicales; Brassicaceae
Product: putative receptor-like protein kinase At4g00960
Exons: 5
Coding region: 179-1387 (402 amino acids)
Biological process (GO): protein phosphorylation
Molecular function (GO): protein kinase activity; ATP binding
Source: RefSeq, a predicted model, not a curated record
AACGACUUGUGUUACGUUGCAUUAAUGUGACGUUGUAUAAGCCACUCCGCAAUAACGAUUAGGAAACACCUCCUCAAUCAUCACAAACUGGAUUUCAAAAUAUUAUCCCUAGCUCACCUUCUCUUCAUCUUCACUCGAAGGUAUUUACAAUAAAACCAGCUACGUGUCGUUACCAGAGAUGGUCCGCCGUAGCUUGAUGGCACUGCUGAAGAUGUGCGGUGGGCAUUCCGGUUCCGGUGGAGAAAUAUCAUCCGAAGAUGGCUUAGAUGGUGGAGACCGUGGCAUCUUCUUCAGUCUCCAAGAACUUGAAGUUGCCACUGAUUUCUUCUCCGAGAAGAACCGGCUCGGAACCGGCGGAUUUGGCCCUGUCUACAAGGGAUCGAUGCCGAAUGGUGAAGAAAUAGCAGUGAAGAAGCUAUCAGUGGAUUCGAGACAAGGGUCUAGAGAAUUCACCAACGAGGUUAAGCUCUUGCUUAGGAUUCAACAUAAGAACUUGGUUUCGUUACUGGGUUGUUGCUUCCAUGGUCCUGAGAAGAUGCUGGUUUACGAGUAUCUCCCUAACCGGAGUCUUGACUACUUUCUCUUUGAUAAGAUCAAGCCCGGUUCACUUGGCUGGGACCAUCGAUGGCGAAUCAUUAUAGGAGUGGCGAGAGGACUGUUGUAUCUACACGAAGAAGCUCCGAUACGGAUAAUCCAUAGGGAUAUAAAAGCCAGCAACAUUCUUUUAGAUAAUAAUUUGAACCCGAAGAUCUCGGAUUUUGGUUUGGCCCGGUUAUUCCCAGGCGACGGCACUCAUACCAAUACCUCUAGAAUCUCUGGUACUUUUGGCUAUAUGGCUCCUGAGUAUGCGUUGCAUGGGCUUUUAUCGGUCAAGUCAGAUGUUUUUAGUUAUGGAGUCUUGGUUUUGGAAAUAGUUAGCGGAAGAAAGAACCAAAAUCCUCGUCUUGGACCAGAAAUGGCUGAUCUCUUGAGCUAUGCGUGGAAAAUAUAUCAAGAAGGAAAAAUUCUGGAAUUGAUGGAUCAAUCUCUAGCAGGAGUAUACAACCGCGACGAAGCAGCUACAUGUUUCAUCAUAGGAUUACUGUGUUGCCAGCAGUUCACAUCCAACAGACCGGAUAUAAACACGGUUCAUCAAAUGUUGUCGAGCGAUUCAUUUGAUUUGCCUAAACCCGGUCGGCCUGGACUCCAAGGUCGUAGAGGAGGCGGCUAUACAAGUACCGGGGCCGGUACAGGAGCCGGUUCAAGAACUUUUGGAUUAAACGGAAGCGAACCAAACAGUUUUAAGAGUAGAAGAAGUAGUGGAGGAGGAGCGGCUGGACAGGAUAGCAUCGUUGAGGAGCACUCGAGGAACUCCAUCUCCAUGUCUUCCUUCGCCGAAGGAAGAUGAACAAAACAUGUAAAUGCACCCAUAUUUACGUGUAUAUUAUAGAGAGACAAAGAAGAGGACCUUUUAUGUCAUAUGUCUAUGGAUCGUUAUAUUUGAGAUCUUAAUAUAUUCUGAUAUGAAUUAGCAACAAAAUUAAAGAAAAUAUGUUUUUCGAAC